AUGAUCACUGUAAAUUACACCACGGAGGAUCUAAAGAGUGCUCCGUUCGUGGGCAAGACGUCAGGUUACUCUGUCACCUUUUUGCUUUGGACUAUCUCUUUUUUCUAUCAACUGUGCGACGCUUGCGCGUUGUUCUUGGCCCAAACUACGUAG
Phytophthora nicotianae INRA-310 is the source of this 153-nucleotide messenger RNA. RefSeq lists its product as hypothetical. The coding region runs from base 1 to 153 and encodes 50 amino acids. Lineage: Eukaryota; Oomycota; Peronosporomycetes; Peronosporales; Peronosporaceae. The transcript has a single exon. The record is from RefSeq and is a predicted model, not a curated record.